GCUCUGUGGUUGGCUGGCCCCUCCCGGAGCCCUUUCCCCAUUGGUGCCGGCUGUCGCGCGCGCGUCCCGGACAUCCCCCCUUCCCCUGCUCAGCCCUCCGUCAGUCCCCCCCCCGCGGUGCCUGCGGGGGGCUCCGCGUCCCACCACCAUCCGAACGGCUGCCCCCUUCCGGCCAGGGCAGAUGCGCUAAGAGGCCCGCCGCCGCAAGGCCUCCGUCUCCAGGACGCGCCACCAUGUCCAUGCUGCCCACCUUUGGCUUCACCCAGGAGCAAGUGGCUUGCGUGUGCGAGGUGCUCCAGCAAGGGGGCAACAUCGAGAGGCUGGGCCGCUUCCUGUGGUCGCUGCCGGCUUGCGAGCAUCUCCACAAGAACGAGAGCGUCCUGAAGGCCAAGGCCGUGGUGGCCUUCCACCGGGGCAACUUCCGCGAGCUCUACAAGAUCCUGGAGAGCCACCAGUUCUCGGCGCACAACCAUCCCAAGCUGCAGCAGCUCUGGCUCAAGGCGCACUACAUCGAGGCCGAGAAGCUGCGGGGGCGACCCCUAGGGGCCGUCGGCAAGUAUCGGGUCCGCCGCAAGUUCCCCUUGCCCCGCUCCAUUUGGGACGGCGAGGAGACCAGCUACUGCUUCAAGGAGAAGAGCCGGAGCGUGCUCAGGGAAUGGUACGCCCACAACCCGUACCCAUCCCCUCGGGAGAAGAGGGAGCUGGCCGAAGCCACCGGGCUCACCACCACCCAAGUCAGCAACUGGUUCAAAAACCGAAGGCAGCGGGACCGCGCCGCCGAGGCCAAAGAAAGGUACGAGGAAAACAACGAAAAUUCCAGCUCCAACGGCCACAACCCACUUUCCUCCUCCCUGAACGGCAAUAAGGCUGUUUUGGGCAGCUCUGAAGAUGAGAAAACUCCCUCGGGGACCCCAGAUCACUCUUCGUCCAGCCCCGCCUUACUGCUGAAUUCAAACCCAGGUUUGCAGCCGCUCCACAGCUUAGGCCAUCCUCAGGGUCCUAGUGCCAUUCCAGUUCCCAGCGCAGACCCUCUGCACCACCACCACAGUUUGCAAGACUCCAUCCUCAACUCCAUGUCCUCUAACCUGGUCGACCUGGGCUCUUAAGAGGCUUGUGGCAUCAGUGACAUUCCUUGAACCCAGGCUUUCCCCUCGGCUUCUUCUUAUUUUUUUAAAUGACUCAUACCUAUUAUCUGAAAAUUUGAAAGCGAUGGCAAGGCUCCUUAAUGUGGAUCUGUUGCCUGGCUUUGGAUCAAUGCUUUGUUUGGCUGAUCAGUGGCUUUUGGGGAAGGUACUUUAAACUCAAGACCUUUGCAAGUCAUUUGGGGACUUAAGAGGGUUUGGUGAAGCUGGUUUCAGAGAGCUGGAGGAGUCUUCCUUAGGAGUUGUGGCUUUUUAGGGGGGGUAGGGAAGAAGGGGGCCAGAGAAGAUCAGUUCAGGAGCUAAUUCGGGAAGGAGGGGCAAGACUGGCAGCCUCUGCCUUCACAAUCUCUGGGGAGAUGAUCCGAUCCAAUCUUAGGGUUGCCAACUUCCCAGCCAGCCUCUGGAGCUGUGCAUCAGCCCUGAUCUCCGAGAGUCAGCAAUCAAAUCUUUGUAGGGCAUGAGAUCACAUAAUAAGAGCUUGAUUGGACUGAAGGGUCCAUCUCUAAGUCUAGCAUCCUCUUUUCCACAGCGGCCAACCAGAUGCCUCUGGGAAGCCCAUGAGGAAUACUUGGAAGACAGUUGCCUUCUCCCACUGAUGCUUUUAUCCUCUGUUAAGUUACUUAAUCCCCUUUCAAAGUCAGCUAAAGUGGUGGUCCUCACCUACUGAUUUCUGCAUCUGAAGCUGCUGGAAAAGGUCUAAGCCAGCAGAGAUGCUGCUUGCAAAGCUGCCAACUUCACCCAACCCUGUUUGUGCGUUUUGGGGAAAUUAUGUGCAUGGAAAUAAUGUUGGGCUGAAAUCAGGGGGACUUCUUUCCAAAUAGGAGGCUUUGUCCUUCCACCACCACCACCACCACUCUCACAUUGUUUUUUGGAUCUGACUGGUGGUAGCCUUCUGCAGUCUUUAUGAUGUGUCCUGCCCUGCCCCCCAGUCUGUUGACUGGAAUGGGGCUACUCUAGAUCAUGGGCGGCAGUUGAAACUGCAUUGCAUUGUGGGGCAGGAGCAGAAGGCUGCUGUUGAAAGGGAAGCCACACGUCUAGUCCUCACAUAGUGGUGAGGAGUAUACAAUAUAUACCAGACACAAGAUGGAAUCCAAGCACUGUAGCAGCUGCCAGCUUGUAAGCAACCAUCUAGGCACGAUGCCUUCAGCCCUUCUCCUUUGUAGCUCAUGCUAUGCAAAAAAGGGGUAGAGGGGGUGGGCUUAUUUUGUGUUGUCCUUGUGGUUCUUUUGUUUUGUUUUGUUUUUGCCAUUCUUUAGAUGUGGGGAACAAGCAAGGUGCGGUCCACAAAUUGCUUAAGUUAGAGAACUUGCCUUCAACUGAUCCAGUGUGGCUCCAGAGUUGGAUUUGGGAGAUCUGGGCUGAGCUGACUGACUCAGUGGGCACUCUUCAACCUCAGUUCCCUCAUCUGUAAAAUGGGAACAAGGGCAAACUACCUCGCAGGGCUGUUUGUGAGGAUAAAGACUGUACAGCAUUUUGCACAUUUAACAUUGAGAUAGCCUAUAUCACUCUUAUUAUUAAUAAUAUUUUUAUUCAUAGUAAUAACAUUCCCCCCUUUGAAGUCUGUGGGGACCCUUGGUAGUGGGCUGAAUUGUCCAGGGUUACGUGACUUCUGGGUCUCAUCCUUAGGCCCCAAUUCUGCUCAUGUGGAACCCAUGACACCCAUCCAAAUCAUACAGGGCCAACUGCAGGCCUUAUAUCUCUACCUAUCUAUCUCUAUCUAUCUAUAUGUGUAUAUUAUAAUAAGCCAUUGCUGCUCAUCAAAACCCAAGGAAAGUUAUCAAGUGCCAGCAAGGCCCCCUUGACUUUUGUGUAUUGUUUAUAUUAUGUGAAUAUGGUCUUUGGAAAAAUAUUUCUGCUUCUAUUUUAUAAUAAAAUCGUGAAAUCCAGCCUACUGUGCAAGAGAUCCUGGGUUUCUUUUUAAUCAGUGCCCUUUCCUGUAUUAGUCUUAAUAGUGGCUCUAACAAGAGUGUUUGCGCUAUUAACCAGAACUGCUUUAACUGUCACAGAUUCGCACAUGUGCACACACACCACCUCUUCCUCAAGGAACCCUGGGAAUGAGAAUUCCAAAAGGUGGCUAAGGUUUCCAAGCAGGCAAUGGCAGCACUAUCACAAAACCGUUUUCCCCAAAAUUCUUCAGGGAAGUCUGGACAGUUAAACCAGUUUACUCAGUGGCAAAGGUGAGAGAUAGACACCUGUCACAUGGGCCAUAUAAGAAUGGAAGCUUUCCUAAAGUGGAGAUUGGACCUGGAAAGAGGUUUGAACUCUUUUUUCUGUGUUCAGGGGAAAUAAUUAGAUGGAGUCUGUCCAUUUUCUUUAUUUGUCGCCUAAUCAAUCCUUGAAUUAAACUUGUAAAAAACAACGAAUCACCUGAACUUGCUUCCUUCAACACUGGAGGCCAAAAGUACUAAGUAGAUAGCUAUCAGUUACU
Messenger RNA from Rhineura floridana, 3570 nucleotides. It is a transcript of the gene SIX2, whose product is annotated as SIX homeobox 2. Gene Ontology annotation, cellular component: nucleus; transcription regulator complex. NCBI's taxonomy places the organism in Eukaryota, Metazoa, Chordata, Lepidosauria, Squamata, Rhineuridae. Gene Ontology annotation, biological process: regulation of transcription by RNA polymerase II. The transcript is spliced from 2 exons. The record is from RefSeq and is a predicted model, not a curated record. The coding region runs from base 234 to 1106 and encodes 290 amino acids. Gene Ontology annotation, molecular function: RNA polymerase II cis-regulatory region sequence-specific DNA binding; DNA-binding transcription factor activity, RNA polymerase II-specific.